AUAACAGGACACUGAUGCGCAAAUAUCAGCGCAGAAGAAACCUUUCGAACAGCAGAUUCUGCAUAUGGUUUCACAAUACACCACUUUUGUGAACAAAAAUGCAUCUGUUCCGUUCAAUUAACUGCGAUUGGGUUGUGAUAUACUCAGGUGGAACAGUGACAUCCACAAUUCAGGAGAAAUGCAACCUGAGAAAUAUCACCUGGUUGAAUGUAGAUGAGCCGUGUGCUGAACCCAGUGAGCUGAAUUUCACAAAGAUCUUGUUUAUUGUGAAUAAACGUUUCCUUUCUUUCUUGAGAAAACGACAGAACCACAGAUGGAUGAAAUUUCUUGACGCUGUUGCUGAAAAGGGAGACUCUGGUAACAACCUGAGCAGCACUGCAGAGAACUUGCAAGCUGUUGUCUUUGCUGGCUUAUCUGGGGAAGAUCUGGAAAAUGGAGAUGAGCUCUUUCAGGGGUUAGAGAAGAUUCUCUUGGAGCCUGGACAGGAUCUGUCCACUUUGCUGAUGCAGAUAUUAGUACGUGGCACAGGUCAGAUAUUGAGUAGCAGCCAGGAGCAUAUGCCUCAAGAUCAUAGUAUUCCCCCUGGCUAUGGCUCUGUCUCUGACUAUGUCAUGGGCUGUACAAGCGGGCUGGAUGCCACGCGCUCUAUGAGCUCCUGUGGGUUAGCAAUGGCGCACCCGCAGUCCAUGACAGGGCUAGCUGAUAUACACGCCCCCUCUCACAUGACCCCACCACACCAGGCCAGUUGUCCCAAUAGUAGUGAGAUGGCUUACAUUCCCCUCCCUGUGUCUGAGCUCAGAAUCAGUCUGGAUGACCAGCACCUCCAUCCCCCACAGGGAGGUGCUGUGAGCACUUAUCACUCAGGGAACGGCUCCUACAGAGGGAUGUCUCACCAGCAUGGGCAGCAUGUGUAUGCACAGCCAUUUAAUAUAACCUCAGACAGAUCAUUAGAAGAUAAUAAUUCUUCAGGAGUCUCGUCAUCUCCAUGGCCUAUGACCUCUUAUAAGGCUGGGCUGAGCACAGAGGGUGGAGCAUGUCAUGUGGACCCUAAGCCAUCUUCUAGCUGGACAGGCGACAAGGCCUCUGGUCUCUAUGACGACGACUCAUUGGUGAUUGACUUACCUGUGACUGUCAUGCAGUACCUGACCAGUGAGAUGGACAUCAGCCCGAACUAUGGCAAGGGCUGGACGGAGCUGGCUGCCCUCAAGGGUUACAUCCACUCUAGGGUGAACCGCAUCAAGGGCAACCACAGCAUUGAGUCCCCAUUUCAGUAUCUUCUGGGUCAGCAAGAGUUUAGCGGUUACACCUAUGGUCAGUUGAAGAGAGACCUCAAGAUUUUACCCAGACUGGAUAUCCUCAGACGACUUCAGAAUGGAAACUUUAUGUAAAAGUCAGAAAAGGCAAUACCAUAAGUACAACACCUUUUUGUUUUGUUUUUUAGUUUUGGAGGAUUUGGGUGGGGGAGAUUUUUUGUUUUUUGAAUGAUGGUGAAACCAUAAAAUAUUUGUCAUAUUAAACUUUCUUCCAUAUACAUGUAAGUUCACAGAAAGACAAAGUUGAUGCAUAAAAUUUCAUUAAUCCAUGUUCAGAAAAACUUAUCAGAUGAUAACUGAGUAAAAUUCAUGUGUAAAAGUGUCUAAUUAUAUGCCCCUGCCAAAGGGCAGAGCGCUUUAUGUAAUAACGAUUUGUCCAUCUGUCUGUCCAUCUGUAUUUGUGUCUGGGCUUUAACUCCAACAGUUUUCAACAUAGAGUUUUAAUAUUUGGUGGAUACAUAGAUACACAGAAGCAAAAUCUUGUGUAUUAUAAUCUUUUAUAGGAGCAAGUGACUUAUUAGGUAGAGUGCUUUGAUGUAAGUAGUGCUACUGUGGUUUUGAGGUUGAAAACGAAAACCACAGUAAUGUAAACAUUUGCAUCAUGCAUACAAUAUGGUGUCUCAUUGAAAUGUUACACUGCUGCUAUUUAUUUAUUUCAUUGGUGUUUUACACCAUGAUCAAGAAUAUUUUACUUAUAUGACGGUGGCCAGCAUUACAGCGGGAGGAAACCAGACAGCCCAGGGGAAACGCACGACCAUCCACAGGUUGCUGGAAAGCCUUCUGAAGUAUGAUCGGGGAGGAAGCCACCCUGAGCUCGAAGUGACCACAUUGGUGAGAGGCUCCUGGGUCAGUGUGAUGUAUUAGCACGCAAACCCCUCAACCACGAAGGCCCCUAUGCUAUUGUUAACGAUGGACAUUAGUUGGUAAAUUUUCAUUAUUUUAAGGUAUACCUUAGGGAUCAUGGUUUUGUUCAUCCAAUGCCAAAUAGUUAAUACCGAUGCUAUUGAAGAGCAAACACAAAAAGCAGUAUGAAACCAGUAUCAUUGACAAUUUCACAUGAUUGAAAUUUAGUUUGCUCAAGAACAUUUGUUACUGUUAUACCAUUGGCUUAGUCAUGCAUAAUACUCAUCAUUAUGAGCAUUCCAUUACCAUGACAUGCAUUCUCAUUAUACAGGAGGUCUCACCUUGAUGAUUUUGGCUGAGGCAUAUUUAUGGGGUAAUUUUAGUUCAGUUCAAAUAUAUGUCUUGUUCAAAUAUACGUUUUGACGUGCGAGAACAAAGGAGCUAUCAUGACCAGAGUGUUUGUCUUAUAAUAAGUGUGUAAAUCAGGCUAGAUCGCUUGAUUACACAGCGUGGACAGAAACAACAUGGCCAGUGUUCUCUUGUGACUGAUGACAUCUGCCCAGAGAUUUCAUAGAAUGGCCUAGCUAAGAUUAACCUAGAACUGUGUCAGAUUAGCUGUAGUGCUCAAUACAGUCAAGGGAUCGCUUGCGACGAAGAGAGGAAGAACUGUUAGCAUUGGGAAGUUAAAUGACGUUAUACUAAUUUAAUAGAAUUUUUAAAAAAUGGAAAUAAUCAAAGGACUGAUAUUGUUUACAUCAGAGUUCCUUAGCAGAAAAUUCAUCUUAGUGAUCUAUUUACAUAGUGCGUGUUCAUCUGUGUUGGACAUGAAUUCUGGUGAAAAGGGUCUAACCACUUGUUGGUCAUGGCAUAUUUUGGGUAUAUUUCCAUAAUGAACUGUUUUUUUUACCUGGAAAAGCUGCAGUUUUAACCUAUAAAUUUGUUAAGUUUCAUGAACUUAUUGUAAAGGUAUGAUAAAAGGGGAAAAAAAAAACACUUUGUUUGAUGGCUUACAUGUAUUGAUGGCGUACAUGUAUUACAAGUUACUGUUGUAGCUGUCAGCCCACAAGUUUCCAAGUCAAAGACAAGUUCCAAACUAUUUAACACAAUUUUAAUAUCAUGCAGCAGAAGAAUUUCCAAAAUUUCACAAUUUGUGUGUGCACACUGUAAACCAUGUCAAUAGAAGAAAUCGAGAUAUAUUUUUUCUGAUGUAAAUAAUUGUCACAUUUGUAUCGCGCAAAUUUAUACGAUUUUCAGCCUGACAUAGUUUUAUAUGGUUUAUGGUAUAGUUUAUAGUUGUUGACUGACAUGUUUUACUAGUUCUUGUAAACAUGUUGCACUGUAUAAACAUGGUUACCAGUCAGUGUCAGAGUUGUGAAAAAAUGAAUGUUCCAGUCAUGAAUAGUCAUGAGAAAAGGCCUGUGCAAUACGGGUCUUCAGAUAUUCUCAUUUCUUAUGGUAGAAAUCAUUAAUUACUGUCAGAUUUAGUCAUGCAACUUCAAGAAUUUUUGUUUUGACACAUCUUUGGCGAUAAGGGUACUCUACUAACCUUUUUAUAAAAAAAAAGCAUUAGUGCAUUUUUUUUUUUAAGGAUCAAGGAAUUUUUGAUUUACAUGUAAUGUUGUCUGUGCCACUUUGGUGCUAUACUCUUCCUGUCUUAAACAAUUUGGAAUUUAAUUGUAAUCACUUAUUCAUUUUUUAUGCACAUUUCUUAAUGUGUUUAUUUUUCCUUAAUUUUUGCAAUUACAUAUACUGCAAUGAGUGUGCUUCAUUAUGUAAAUUUAAGGUUGAGUAUUAGAUAUUUCAAAGUCAAGUAAGUGCUGCAUUGUUUUCUUUAUUUUUAAAUUUCCAUUUGUUAAACUUAAUAUGUGCAUUAUUUUAAAUUCUUUCAUUUUGUUACACAUUUCAUUGUUAUCUAUUAUUCCAUAACAAUUUUAGUCGUUUUGUGAUGUUAUGUUUUCAGUUCACAUGUUUGCUUUCUUCUUCUUGGAUGAACAUCAGUACAUGUACAUCCUGCUGAAAUAAAUUACAUGU
Liolophura sinensis is the source of this 4187-nucleotide messenger RNA. RefSeq lists its product as uncharacterized. The coding region runs from base 99 to 1388 and encodes 429 amino acids. Lineage: Eukaryota; Metazoa; Mollusca; Polyplacophora; Chitonida; Chitonidae. The record is from RefSeq and is a predicted model, not a curated record. The transcript is spliced from 8 exons.